AUGACGAUGUGGCAGAGCGGCAUGGGGGGGCACGGGGGCAAGAACAAUGCGUGGAUGAAGCUGAUGGGCAUCGUGCACAAGGAGAGGCGCCACCACGAGUCGGGCGCCAUAUCCGCUGACAGGACUCUCAGCCAAGGACUAGGUACCGGCAGGACGGGCAACUACCGUCUCUGUCUCACCGAUAAGACUUUGAGUUUGAUAAAGAAAGAUGACACGAAUUGCGUCAUCCACCUCCAGCUUACCAACAUCAGGAGUUGCGGCAGUUUGAAGAACUACUUUUUCCUAGAACAGGCGGAGGCGUUGCCCCCACGAUCAGCCACCAGCGCACGCAGUCCCUGCCUCUCGCUGGCGACGUCGCGUCGGCGCCGGCGCCGAUUUCUGCCGCCCCCGGGUCAUAUGCGCGACCCGGCCCCGGCACUCACUGCUCCUCCUCCUCCUCCGCCUCUGCCUCCGCCUCUGUCUGCUCGUCUGUAG
Molecule: messenger RNA, 474 nt
Organism: Phaedon cochleariae (mustard beetle)
Lineage: Eukaryota; Metazoa; Arthropoda; Insecta; Coleoptera; Chrysomelidae
Source: the annotation of a GenBank genome assembly